This is a messenger RNA of Prunus armeniaca (apricot), 219 nucleotides long. The record is from the annotation of a GenBank genome assembly. Lineage: Eukaryota; Viridiplantae; Streptophyta; Magnoliopsida; Rosales; Rosaceae.
AUGAACAUUGCUUACUUCAUCCAAGCUCCCUUGUAUACUGACUUAAGAGGUAUGUGGAAGAUAGCAUCCAGGCUCCCUUCUUCACGAGCCAAGAAGUUUUGGUGCACCUUAAUACAUGUUCCUUAUAUUACCAUCAACCCCAACCUACCCGCAGGAGCAAGGGAUAGAUUCAAAUAUGUUGAGGCUUCAGGAAUCGAAGGGAACUCUCUUUUUGAUUGA